Molecule: messenger RNA, 2306 nt
Organism: Melozone crissalis (California towhee)
Lineage: Eukaryota; Metazoa; Chordata; Aves; Passeriformes; Passerellidae
Gene: PLIN2
Product: perilipin 2
Exons: 9
Coding region: 143-1483 (446 amino acids)
Biological process (GO): positive regulation of triglyceride storage; lipid storage
Cellular component (GO): lipid droplet; cytosol
Source: RefSeq, a predicted model, not a curated record
CGCCCCAUAAAUAGCGGGGCCAGCGCGGCGCUCCCCACUCAGCGGCGGCGGCGGCGCCCGUGCCCGCGACCCUGCCCGUGCUCCUGUCGGCGGCGGCUCCGGCUCCUCCUCCCGGGCUGUGUGAGGUUCAAGACCUGAAAAAAUGGCAUUGGCAGCAAUUGAUCCACAGCAGAACAUUGUAUCAAGGGUUGCCAACCUUCCUUUGGUGAGCUCCACCUAUGAUAUGGUGUCCACAGCUUACAUCACCACAAAGGAUAACUAUCCUUAUUUGAAGUCAGUGUGUGAGAUAGCAGAGAAAGGAGUGAAGACGAUUACAUCAGUAGCCAUGACAAGUGCUAUGCCUAUCAUUCAGAAACUGGAACCACAAAUUGUAGUUGCCAACAACUAUGCCUGUAUAGGUCUAGACAAAAUUGAAGAGAGACUGCCUAUACUGAAUCAACCCACCGACAAGGUUGUUGCCAAUGCCAAGGAUGUAGUUGUUGGAGCCAGAGAAGCUGUAACAACCACUGUGACUGGUGCCAAGGAAACUGUUGCUCACACGAUCACUGGAGUUGUGGACAAGACUAAGGAAGCAGUGCAAGACAGCGUUGAAAUGACCAAGUCAGUUGUCAGUGGCAGCAUUAACACUGUCCUGGGAAGUCGUGUGGUGCAAAUGGUGAGCAGUGGUGUGGACAGUGCUCUCACAAAAUCAGAGACCCUUGUAGACCAGUAUCUUCCACUUACAGAAGCAGAACUAGAGAAAGAAGCUGCAAAUGUUGAAGGCUUUGAAGUUGGAGUCCAAAAGCCAAGCUACUAUGUUAGACUAGGAUCCCUGUCUUCAAAGGUCCGCACACGUGCCUACCAACAAGCCUUAAACAAAGUUAGAGAUGCUAAACAGAGAAGCCAGGAUACAAUCUCUCAGCUCCACUACACUGUUAGUCUGAUUGAGUAUGCCAGAAAGAAUGUGAAUAGUGCCAAUAAGAAACUUCUUGGUGCUCAGGAAAAGCUUUAUCAGUCCUGGGUAGAAUGGAAGAAAAAUACAGGCCAAAAUGAUGGUGAUGAUCUGCGUAGUGCUGAGCACAUUGAGUCAAGAACUCUAGCUAUUGCACAGAGCCUCACUCAGCAGCUUCAGACCACCUGCCUCACACUGGUCUCAAGCCUUCAGGGGCUGCCACAGAAUGUACAGGAUCAGGUUUACAGUGUUGGGUCAAUGGCAGGUGAUGUCUACCAGAGCUUUCGGUCCGCAUCCUCUUUCCAAGAAUUAUCAGACAGCUUCAUUGCAGCUAGCAAAGGACAGCUGAAGAAAAUGAAGGAGUCUCUGGAUGAUGUGAUGGAUUAUCUUGUCAACAACACACCGCUCAACUGGCUGGUUCCAGAUUUCGCUAUUACAGACCUGUCUUCAGAGUCAGAUGAUGUCCCAGAUAUUUUGGAUUUGGAUGAAGAGGAUCAACAGGAUUUUUCACGCACAAAUGGUCCUUACACUACAGGGCAAAGAGCUGAAUAGAGAAGCAUAAAAAUGUCUUUUUGAUACAAUGUACCUUUGCCAUGUUUGAUUUAGAUUUGUCCUUUUUAAAGAUGAACCUGCCUAGUUUAGGGAUUAUGGGGAUACUUUUUUUAAAAAUCAGUACUGUUUCACUUAGCUGCAUCAAAAAUCUGGGUUUUUCAAUGUAAGGAAUGCAUGCUACAUUAAUUGGUUAGCAUGGGUGUCAGGCUCCAGUUCUACAAGCCGGGUGUAGCCUAAUCAAUAUAUCCAACUAAUCUGAUUUUUAUUGAUGAUUUGUUCUCCUGCUGGUAGCAGCCAUGAGAACACCCCAGUGCUUUGCAUACAGGGCUGCCAACAAAAGGAGUUGAUGAGGAUUUGCCCACUUUCAGUCUAUGUGAAAAGCAGUGCUGCAUCUACCUCUUUGCUGCUGGAAGGGGUAAGAGACUUUGUCUAUCGGAUUUUCUCAGGUUCUUUUGUUAGGCUCUGCACCUACAGAGCUUAGACGCUUAGAGCUUUCCUUUGGCAAGAGUGCUUUAUGCACUAAAGGACUUCCUUUCUUUCCACAUGCCUUUUGUGUGCAAAUAUUAUGGCCAUCGUGAUGCUAUCAGUUGUGGCGCCUGAGACUAAAGGGAGUAAAUGCUUCAAUAUUAAAGUGUUUUGGGUAUAAGAAUAGCAUUUAAAUAAGAAAGGGGAAUAGAUUGUAAAAAGAAAGGAAAGCAAGAGAGUAAAGACAUAAAGAUUUCAGACAAAAGAAAAUUUGGGAAAAAAGAGGGAAUUGAAUUUAAGAGUUCUGGCGACAGUUAUUUUUAAAAAAGUGUUGUAAUAAAAUCUCAAUCAGUUAUUU